Notolabrus celidotus (New Zealand spotty) is the source of this 7888-nucleotide messenger RNA. It is a transcript of the gene dip2bb, whose product is annotated as disco-interacting protein 2 homolog Bb. NCBI's taxonomy places the organism in Eukaryota, Metazoa, Chordata, Actinopteri, Labriformes, Labridae. Bases 212 to 5050 code for a protein of 1612 amino acids. The transcript is spliced from 38 exons. The record is from RefSeq and is a predicted model, not a curated record.
UGACAGACUCCUCUGGCGAGUUGUUCCCAUCUCCAGCAGUCAUGGCGGUGUCAGGGACUCGCGAAGAUGGAGUGAAUACUUUCACAAUCACCACGUCUUCAUCUUGAUUUUUUAAACUAUUGUUUUAAUCUUAACUUCAUGGUGGACUGUAUCUGCGGUCGUCUGAGAUAUUACAAACAUCCCGCUGGCUGCUGCUGCUGUGCUUCCAACGAUGGCCGACCGCGGCGUUGAUCUGUCAGCUUUGCCUAAAGAGGUCAGGGACCAGCUGGCGGAGUUGGAUCUGGAACUGUCCGAAGGCGACAUUACACAGAAAGGCUAUGAGAAGAAAAGGACCAAACUUUUGGCUCCUUACAUCAUCCACACUCCAGUGGAGCCGCCCCGUCAGAAUGACGUGCAGCCUCCUGCUCCCAGUUCCUCCUCCAGCCAUGCCCCUCCCCCCUCAAGCUCAUCCCGUUACCGGGAACGCCGCUCCCGCAGGACACAUCGGGGCGGAGGAACCAGGGAUGACCGCUACAGAUCAGAUAUUCACACUGAAGCAGUACAAGCUGCUCUGGCGAAACAUAAAGAGGAGAAGAUGGCGCUUCCCAUGCCUACCAAGCGACGCUCCACCUAUGUGCAGUCUCCCAUUGAAACCCGCACACCACCAGAUUCCUCAUCAGGUUCUGAGGACGAGACGGCCGUGCGCCGACAGUCGUCAGUGGUCGCUCCUCCACCCAUGGUCCAUCCCAACUUGCAGAGUCCAGACGCUUGGAUCAACCGUACCGUCCAGGGCUCCUCCACCUCCUCCUCAGCCUCUUCCACCCUGUCCCAUGAGAGAGAGGCCAAGCCUCAGAGCCAUGCUCAGCCUCAGCCACAGUACAAACCCCAGUACCAGCCUCAGUAUCAGCCUCAGUACCAGCCGCAGUAUCAGCCACAUGAACAUCCACACAGUGCAGCCAUCACCAACAUGCUAGCCCAGAGUCGCAUCGCCCCCUCAGAGAACAGCGCUCCCCCUCCAGAUGUGACAGCUAUGGCCACUCAAUCCCGGGGCUCACGGGUGGACCUGCCCAACAACGCUGUGGUCCGAGGGAUGAGCCGGGGGCAGAGCCGCUCGAGCAUGAUGGAGACUGGGGAUGGAGUUCCUGUGAGCAGCAGAGUGUCCACAAAGAUCCAGCAGCUGCUCAACACCCUGAAGAGGCCAAAGAGGCCGCCGCUCAGCGAGUUUUUCACUGACGACUCUGAGGAGAUCGUAGAAGUGCCCACACCGGACCCCAACACCCCAAAGCCAGAGGGCCGUCAGAUCAUCCCAGUGAAAGGAGAGCCUUUGGGUGUGGUCAGUAACUGGCCCCCAGCUCUGCAGGCAGCACUAGCCCGAUGGGGGGCCACUCAGGGGAAAAGUCCUGCACUCACUGCUCUUGACAUCACUGGAAAACCCCUCUACACAUUGACUUAUGGGAAGCUGUGGAGUCGCAGUGUGAAGCUGGCAUACACACUCCUUAACAAGCUGGGCGCCAAGAAUGAGCAGAUCCUCAAACCCGGGGACAGGGUGGCCCUUGUUUACCCUAACAGUGACCCUGGAAUGUUUUGGGUGGCUUUCUAUGGCUGCCUCCUGGCUGAAGUGAUUCCUGUUCCUAUUGAAGUUCCACUGUCUCGCAAGGAUGCAGGUAUCAGCCAGGUGGGUUUCCUGCUCGGUAGCUGCAGUGUGGGUCUGGCUCUGACCAGUGAGAUCUGUCUCAAAGGUUUACCAAAGACACCAACAGGGGAAAUAAUGCAGUUUAAAGGCUGGCCUCGAAUGAAGUGGGUGGUCACUGACUCAAAAUACCUAACCAAGCCGUCCAAAGACUGGCAGCCGCACAUCCCGACAGCCAACACUGACCCUGCUUAUAUAGAGUACAAGGCGAGUAAGGAGGGCACAGUGGUGGGUGUGGCUGUCUCUAAAGUAGCCAUGUUAACCCACUGCCAAGCUCUGACCCAGGCCUGCAACUACUGUGAAGGGGAAACUCUAGUGAAUGUUCUGGACUUUAAGAAAGACAUGGGUCUGUGGCAUGGAGUUCUAACAGCUGUGAUGAACAGGAUACACACCAUCAGUGUCCCCUAUGCAGUGAUGAAGGCCUGUCCUCUCUCCUGGGUACAGAGGGUUCAUGUUAACAAAGCCCGUGUAGGUUUGGUGAAGUGCCGUGAUCUCCACUGGGCCAUGAUGGCUCAUAGGGAACAGAGAGAUAUCAGCCUGGCCUCAUUACGGAUGCUGAUUGUUGCUGAUGGUGCUAACCCAUGGUCAGUGUCUUCAUGCGAUGCCUUCCUAAACGUGUUUCAGUCACACGGGCUGAAACCAGAAGUUAUCUGCCCCUGUGCCACCUCCCCUGAAGCUAUGACAGUCGCUAUACGCAGACCGGGAGUCCCUGGUGCCCCCCUCCCUGCCCGAGCCAUCCUCUCUUUGAGCGGCCUGAGUCAUGGUGUCAUCAGGGUCAACACUGAAGAUAAAAACUCUGCCCUUACUGUACAGGAUGUGGGGCACGUCAUGCCUGGAGCUCUGAUGUGCAUUGUGAGGCCGGAUGGGCCUCCUCAGCUGUGUAAAACAGAUGAGAUAGGAGAGAUAAUCGUCAACUCGCGCGCUGGAGGCAACAUGUACUAUGGCCUGCCUGGAGUCACCAAAAACACCUUUGAGGUGAUACCAGUUAACGCUAACGGAGUUCCCAUCGGAGAGAUUCCAUUUGUGCGAUCAGGUCUUCUGGGAUUUGUUGGCCCAGGCAGUCUGAUCUUUGUGGUGGGGAAAAUCGAGGGUCUGCUGAUGGUGAGCGGGCGGAGACACAACGCUGAUGAUCUGGUGGCCACCGCUCUUGCGGUAGAGCCAGUGAAGACUGUUUACCGCGGGAGGAUCGCUGUGUUUUCAAUCUCAGUGUUCUAUGAUGAGAGGGUUGUGAUUGUGGCAGAGCAGAGACCUGAUGCCAGCGAGGAGGACAGCUUCCAGUGGAUGAGUCGAGUAUUACAGGCUAUUGACAGCAUCCAUCAGGUGGGCAUCUACUGUCUGGCUCUGGUCCCAGCUAACACUUUGCCUAAAACCCCGCUGGGCGGCAUUCAUAUCUCAGAUACCAAGCAGUUCUUCUUAGACGGCAGCCUGCAUCCCUGCAACAUCCUAAUGUGUCCCCACACAUGUGUCACCAACCUGCCCAAGCCCCGCCAGAAGCAGCCCGUUGGUGUUGGCCCUGCGUCUGUCAUGGUGGGCAACCUGGUGGCAGGGAAGAGGAUUGCCCAGGCUGCAGGGAGGGACCUGGGCAUGAUCGACGAUCAGGAUCUUGUCAGAAAGCAUCAGUAUUUGUCAGAGGCUCUACACUGGAGGGCACAGACAGACCCAGACCAUGUCCUCUUUGUUCUUCUGAACGCCAAGGGUGUGGCAGUGAGCACGGCGACCUGUGUCCAGCUUCACAAGCGUGCAGAGAAGAUCGCUGCAGCGCUCACAGAGAAAGGGAGCAUCAAUACCGGGGAGAACGUGGUGCUUCUUUAUCCUCCUGGCAUUGAUUUGAUUGCUGCCUUUUACGGCUGUCUCUAUGCUGGAGUUGUUCCUGUAAACGUCAGACCUCCACACCCACAGAACCUGGCAGCCACACUGCCCACUGUCCGCAUGAUAAUUGAUGUCAGUAAAGCUGCAUGCAUUCUAACCACUCAACAUCUCAUGAGGACUCUGCGCUCCAAAGAGGCUGCUGCGUCUGUCAACAUAAAAACGUGGCCAACAAUCAUUGACACAGAUGACCUUCCUCGCCGCCGGCCUCCACAGAUCUAUAAGCCGCCCACAGCAGAGAUGAUAGCUUAUCUAGACUUCAGUGUGUCCACAACAGGCAUGCUCACUGGGGUCAAGAUCUCCCAUGCAGCUGUCAGCGCUCUCUGUCGCUCUAUAAAGCUGCAGUGUGAACUGUACUCCUCUCGCCAAAUAGCCAUCUGCCUUGAUCCAUACUGCGGUCUGGGCUUCGUCUUGUGGUGCCUCGCAAGCGUUUACUCAGGUCACCAGUCCAUCCUGAUUCCUCCCUUCGAGUUGGAGAGCUGCUUGUCUCUGUGGCUGAGCACACUCAGUCAGUACCGCAUCAGAGAUACCUUCUGCUCCUACUCGGUCAUGGAGCUCUGCACUAAAGGGUUGGGGACUCAGACUGAGCUGCUCAAGGCUCGUGGUGUGAACUUGUCGUGCGUAAGGAGCUGCGUUGUGAUUGCAGAGGAGCGACCACGCCUAGCCCUCACACACUCCUUCUCCAAGCUGUUUAAAGACGUGGGGCUGUCGUCCAGAGCUGUCAGCACUGCUUUUGGGUCCAGGGUUAAUCUGGCUGUCUGCCUUCAGGGCACCACUGGUCCUGAUCCCUGUACAGUUUAUGUGGACAUGAAGUCUCUUCGCCAUGACAGAGUGAGGCUGGUGGAAAGAGGAGCACCUCAAAGUCUUCCUCUUAUGGAGUCUGGCAAGAUACUUCCAGGUGUUCGGGUGAUAAUCGUGAAUCCAGAAACCAGAGGUCCUCUUGGAGAUUCUCAUCUAGGCGAGAUCUGGGUGAACAGCCCUCACAGUGCCAGCGGCUACUACACCAUCUACGGGGAGGAGAGUCUACAGGCCAACCACUUUAACAUUAAGCUCAGCUUUGGAGACCCACAGACCUUAUGGGCCAGGACAGGAUACCUGGGCUUUGUGAAGAGGACUGAGCUGCUGGAUGCCAGUGGGGAUCGACAUGAUGCUCUCUUUGUGGUGGGCUCGCUGGAUGAGACCUUGGAGCUGAGAGGGCUGCGCUACCACCCCACUGAUAUUGAAACCUCAGUGUCCCGGGCUCAUCGCAGUAUUGCUGAGAGUGCUGUGUUUACGUGGACAAACCUUCUGGUGGUGGUGUCAGAGCUGUGUGGUUCAGAGCAGGACGCACUGGACCUGGUGCCUCUGAUAACCAACGUGGUGCUGGAGGAGCAUCACCUCAUCGUGGGGGUGGUGGUUAUCGUGGACCCCGGGGUCAUACCCAUUAACUCCAGGGGAGAGAAGCAACGCAUGCACCUUCGUGACUCUUUCCUCGCCGACCAGCUGGACCCCAUCUAUGUUGCUUACAACAUGUGAGGGCUUGUGGUGCUCUGGGCUUGUUUAGCCGUCAUCCAUGUUCUGGAUGCUUCUCUGUCAUCACUCCCAGCAUUUGACCACUGCUUGGCAGAUGGUGAAAAGGAAAAGCAUGAGCCACAUAUACUACCACCUAGCCCUGUGCAACACCAGCAUAUCUCGGCCACUGCAUGUCUGUGAUUGGACCUGCCAUGUUUGGAGUUGUUCACUGUGUUUUUUUUAGAUAGAAUUUUGCAAAUGAGACAGAAACAAUGCACUGCAUAUGACAAAGAGAGAAAAAAAAUCCUCUGUUGCACUUUUUUGGGGAGAGAGCAAAACAACACAUUCAUCAAAAACACUUUUGAAAUUCCAUAUUAAUGUCUUUGUGAAAAUCCAUCUUCUGUCUCUGUUCCUUCCACAAACCUCUUAAACACUUUCCUUUGUGGGUGUCAACACAGACUUCAAGAGCUACUAAACUUAUAUCUACAACUUGAAAUAUUUUUUACAUGCAGCUUUUAAAGAAGCGCGCACAAACGCAUGAGCAGACCCCUUGUCAGUCCUCACUUACAUGGAUGGAUUAAAGAGGGCGAAGUAACGCAAACUAUUACAGAAGUAAUAAAUCAGCCACAGGUUGUGUACAUUAUUUGGAAAGCUUAUUUUAUCCCAUUAUAAUGAAGCCAAAUAGAUUUUCACAACUUUCCUGCCCAAAUAUUUUUCCUGCCUUACAAAACUUCAGCCAUACAUUCCUAACUUAAUUUUUAUUGAGCCUAUUAUCAACAACUGUUUAUUCUCCUUUGGUUUUGACUAGUAGUGGAAAUCCUGAUACCCGAAGGGAAUCAAAAGAGGAAAGAGGCCAUAUUCUAUACUGUACUUAUAAAGGCCUGUUGUAUUUUAGAUACUGUACGCUACUGUAUAGAUAUUUUUAAUUGUACAAAUGUAUAAACACUUGACUUGUGUCCCUCAGUUGAUGGUGUGUGGAGGCAGCUGAGAGACAAAAAGAGUAGCAGGAAGAAGAUUGUAAAUAAGACUCAGCAGUACUUCUGAAGCAGAAUAUUAGCUGGAGGAUGAAAAUGAAUAACUUUAAAGCAUUGUUAGUCAGGAUAGAUGUAACACUGCACUUUCUCAAAAAAAAAGUCUAUUUUAUUAUAACAAUGAGGCAUUAUAAGGGAUAGCUAAGGAGAAUAUAUUAUUCUGUGGAGCUUUGAGAGUUUACAGGGAGGGCUAUCACUGUUAAUGCCAGGGACCUUUCCUGUCAGCAAAUAAAAAUACAGGAGUGAGGAGAAGGCUAAUACCAAUAUUACGACUGUUUUCAGGAGACAGUGUUUUUUGUAAAAAUGUUAAAGAAAGGCCCACAAUUGUCUCACAUCCAAUAUCCAUUGCCAGUGUACUUUGUGUUGCUUAACACUCUAACUCCUCUCAGUUUCGUAUUGCAUAAUAGAGUAAGUGUUCAAGAGGGAUUGGCCCUUCCCUUUUCCUCUUCACUCUUGAGAGUUCAUUGAACUGUGUUCUGUCUUUGUGCAACUUGGUUUGAAUUCUUUGGAAUUCGAACAGAUUCAAACAGGCACUGUAAGUCUGUACACCAUAGAUGCAAGUCAUCGUGUAUCUGGAUUCUUUUCUGUCCUCAGUCACUGGAUUUAUAAGCACUUGUUAAUGCAGUUGCAAAGCUGAGCCGCAUUAGACACAUCCUCUAUUGGCAAGAAAAGUAAUCAAUGAAAUAGAAAAUGUUUGAAAAAAAAAAAAAGAGUCAAAAUGCAUAUUGCAAUGUAUUUGCUUUUUUGUGCUCUCUUUGUGCUCCUUGCCAUCAUUUUUAAGUUCUUUGUACUGGAUUGUACUGUACUUCAUUGAUGGACCCUUAAUGUUAACAUGUAAAUAGACUUUUUUUGGACCUUUAAAACUGUCCCAUUUGACACUUAGUCACGCCAAACACAUUAUUUCAAAGAUCUUUAAUGGUUUUAAGUAAAACAUAAACAUGAUCCAUUCAGUUACUGCACUUUGCACUAGUGGUACUGACAGUAGGUUUCUACUGUGAUUGAUUCAAAUACCCCUACUUUAUGUCACAUUAAAUGUGGUAAUCACUGUAGAGAUAUAUUGCUUAACUUUUAAUUUCAUCCAGUUUAACCCCACCUUGAAGAAACAUUAUUAGUACUUCAUCUUUGCCUCUUAUAUUUGCAGCAGAAUGUUUGCAUGGCUCAGCCAGGCACAGGAGAAAGCAGCUUGAGGCACAUCUCAUUGUGGCACAAGUGGGGGAGACAUGCGUGUAUAAAAUAGUAUAUUCAGGGAAUAAAACUCGUAACACAGGGAUGGACCAGGUGGUCCCUUGGUGCAAUCUGUGAAAAAUACCCAUAAGAUGUAGACAUUUAGAAAGAGGGGUUAUUGAGAACCAUCCACCAUCUAUCUGCUUAGCAAGGAAGUCUAUAAGGGCUUCCUCUGGUUUCCACUCUUUUUUCUCUGUCAGAGUUCCUACACACUAUGCAAUCCCAAUGACGGUGCAAUUUGAUUUCAAAGCUUGCACAGUCUGAUGAAAUAUACAUGAUGCUUAUACAUUUUGUACUAACCAAGAACAGAGGACUGAUAAAAUGUAACUAGUAGUGUUUUUAAGAAUGCAUUGAUCUUUCUUCAGUUGUUCUGUCAAUAAUUUGUGUAUAACCCAUGGUAUGUUGUAUAUUAAUUAUUUGGUGAACUCUAAACUUCUCCAUGAGGGCAUGAUUAAUCUUCAAUGUUAGGGAGGUGUUGAAACUUAUAUAGUAAAGAAUAUACGUACACCCUUUCCCAUUUUCUCAUUUAUUUUCUAUUUGGUUUGUUGUAUUUUAUUUUAUACUUUAUGUUAAAGAAAUACAGAAUAAACAAAAGCAUUUAAUCAUU